UAGGAGGCCGCAGUCGUCUGUCAGCUGGAAAGAUCGAGUCUGGGAGCUUAGCCAGGCCAAAGAGAGCAGUGUUUUCCAUUUAUGCAUUAACAGUUGUUGUCGCGUUUUGGAAAUAACCUGUCGAGACGAUAGCCCAAUAUGAAAUUACAACAGUUGUAGGACCCAGGUGAGUUGAGCUGUGGGACCGGAGGCUGGCCCGCCCCCUGUGCUCCCCUGCCCCUCUGUACGGAUCAGACAUGACCACGGGGGAGUGUUGCCACCUACCUGGGUCAUUGUGUGACUGCACUGGCAGCGGUGCCCUGUCCAAGAAUCUGGACGAAUCAGACAACCGCAGGGCACAGUACGUCACCCAGGUCACGGCCAAAGAUGGACGCUUGCUGUCGACGGUCAUCAAAGCCUUGGGGACUCAGAGCGACGGGCCGAUCUGUCGGAUCUGCCACGAGGGGGCCAACAGCGAAGGGCUCCUGUCGCCGUGUGACUGCACAGGGACUCUAGGCACGGUGCAUAAGAGUUGCCUGGAAAAGUGGCUGUCCUCCUCCAACACAAGCUACUGUGAGCUCUGCCACACAGAGUUCACCAUUGAGCGCAGACCCCGGCCCUUGACAGAGUGGCUGCGAGACCCAGGGCCCAGGAAUGAGAAGCGUACCCUCUUCUGCGAUAUGGUGUGCUUCUUGUUUAUAACACCCUUAGCAGCCAUCUCAGGCUGGCUGUGCCUGCGGGGUGCUCAGGACCACCUGCAGUACAACAGCCGUCUGGAGGCAGUGGGCCUCAUCGCUCUCACCAUCGCUCUCUUCACCAUCUACGUCCUCUGGACCCUGGUGUCAUUCCGCUACCACUGUCAGUUGUACUCGGAGUGGAGAAGAACCAAUCAGAAAGUGCGCCUGCUCAUUCCUGAUGCCAAGGGUGCCCACUCUACCCAGCAUUCCUUGCUCUCCACUAAGCUGCUGAAGAAGACAGCAGAUGAGACCAUCGUAUGAGAUCCUUGGGGUGGGGGGGGCAAAACAAAGUGUUAUUAAUGUGCUAAAGGUUCUUGAUGCACCAUGAAAUAGAGCCACAGCACUUUUGAAUGCAUUUUUCCCGAUUUAAUCCUUUUUUAGCUAAAAUAUGAGUACUUCUUUUUAUUCCCUCCCACAAAUCUCUUUUUAUUGCGAGUGGUUGUUUGGGUAUGGUUUUUUUUUUGGUUUUUCUUCAUUUCCGUAAGUUGUCCAUGGUUUAUUAAUGAUUUAUUUAUUGCUUACACAGCCAUACUGAGGCUCCGUACCACACAGUAUGCUUUAGAUCCAGGGGAGAGUAGGUAUCUGGGACAAGUGCAGGAGAGUGGAAGGACCUACUGCACCUUAGUACCAAACCAUUCUUUUUGGAAUUUUUAAAUUUAUCUUCUAUCUUCGCACCAUUUACAUUUUGAUUUCUUUCGGACGAAAAAUUGGUCUUUGCCAGUUUUUAGAUAAUUUAUCCUGUGUGAUUCUCUGUGGCACAGUUGAAGUGUAUUAUGACAGCUCAAAGCUUUGCUUCCUGUAUGUUAGCUUGGCCGUUUCAGAGAUUUUGGUUACAGGAUGUGUUACAGGAUGACAGGGCCCUUCAGAUGUGACCUGCUAAUGGUUUGGGCCAUAAAAGUGGCCCAAGCACUGGACCUCUUGAACAUGCACCUGCAUAAUGGGGGAUAAAUGUAAAACCAUAAUAGGAGUAUGCAGUGAAACAUUGACCUUUCACCUCACAGUAUGGGACCGUGUACAGAAUCUGGCAUGCGCAGUUUUGCAUGCAUAAUUUUUAUUUUAUUUUUUUGUUAAUUUCAUCCAGUUGGUGACUGUUAAGUUGCUUUUAGAUUUCACCUGUUGAUCAGCCUAGGCUGUGUUCACACCUGUUAAAAACCAAGCGUCUCCAAAAUGCAUAAAAUGGUAUGCAGCAGUCUUACAGUGGUAGCACUUAAUGACAGUAGCCUAAAUCUGAGCUGAUCAAAUGUGUGUGUGUGUGUGUGUGUGUGUGCACGCGCACGCGCACGCGUGAGAGUGUAUUUUGAGUACUUUUUAAAAAUGUAAAACAUUAUUUUAGACUUGUAAAGUGAGUACACAAAAAGAUUUACCUCUUCAGUUCAUUUUUGUGAUGGAUUAACUUUAAAAUGGCACUUAAUUUUGAAUAUGUUCCAGCUACCAGUGACUGACAAGACUGUGGCUGUGUGAAAGGGAAAGGUGUUUGUGUGUGUGCAUAUACAUGUUUUUGUAUCAAGGUCUGUGUUUUUGUGCUGUUUAUUAAUUUCUGACAGUUAUAAAUGGCAGAGAUGUAUGGUGGCAUUCUAAUGGGUUUGUAGCAGUUUUACGUUGUUUAAUAGGCAGUUUUUGGGGACAUUUGGUAACGGGAACAGCUGUAUUUACAUCCAUUUACAACUCUGAUACUAAGCAGACAAGUUUGUCAUUUGGGCCUCUGCACAUUACAAGUUAUAAGAAGAGCAUGCAAAAGCAAAGCCUCCCAUAUAUUGGCUUGGAUACAUAUUGUGUUUUGAUGGAAGGCCACCAUCUCUCCUAAUGGCUCUAUGGACCUCUUGACCAAAGCAAGGCCUUUAUGCAGAUGUUGAGAGACCUUCUCUUGUCAAAUUCUACUGAUAUCCUUGCCCUAAAAGCUUGAUUUCUCAUGACAAGGAGAAUGUUCUGUUGCUGAUGGCUAACACGAUCCGUACUGCUGAUGGCCUGUAUUUAUGGAGGUCCCAAUGAACUAUCGAAUGUCCAGGAAAUAACACUAUCAUUUUGGACAGGAAUUGUACAUUUGUAGAUACAUCUCAUGGUUGUGAAAGGCAACUGAGAAGCAAGGUUUGCUGUCAGUCCAAGUGUGGGUUUGGGUGUAUGUAUGUAUAUGUAUGGUUGUGUUUUGACAUUGGGUCUGUGAAUGUUAGGAUGACUGUCUGAUUGCUGGCCUGAACUUUGACAACAGACCAGUCUGAGCAGUCAGCCUGUAUUGCUAUGGUGACCUUCAGCAAUGCGACAUGCCCUAAAAUACUUGCUUCUGUAGAUGGAAUGAGGGGAAAAAAACAUGGGUGAACGUCUAAGAAAUAAAUCCAUCAUUGUGGUGUUUGCACUAUUCACCUCCUAGUUAUUAAUGUGGUAUAACUCACCAGAGAGAUUUCCUGCAAAUUAUUGUUUCUUUUCUAAGUGUCACCCAACACUCUAAAUAAAUUAUCUUCUAUGACAAUGUUAUGUUUUGGAAAACGUUGUGCAAUAGAUAUAGUAGAAGCUUUGGCAUUAAUUGUAAUUUUUAUUUUUAACAUUUUGGGAAAGAACAAUGUUGCAAAAUUACCUAUCAUUAUACUCAUAACUGUUUUGUCACAGGGCGGAACGGCUUUAGAUAAAAUCUGCUCAUUUUUGCUUAACAUGAAAGCUCAACUUUUACCACGACAGGGGAAACUGCAACCUGAUGGAAGCUCAGCAGCUACGUGCAGUUUUACCAGCUAACUCCUGCUUUUUAGAAACACUGUCUGUUGUUGGUGUGCUUCCAUCUGACAUGUCUAGCCCCUCUUGUCUUUCUGGCCCAUUGUUUAUUUUGCAGUGUGGGGUUCUUUUAAAAAAAAAAGAAGAAACAACAAACAAACAAAAAACUGGCGCAGAGACAGGAGUGCUGGAGUGCAAUUUCAAUAACAUUACAAUGCACUUGUUACCUAUAACCUUAACAGUACCUGUAAAAGUAUGUAGUUGUAGAUGUAUGAAGGAUGAUGGGACUACAGUCACAAAAAAAGGUGGACAUUGCGUUGGUUGGUUGGUUGGUUUUUAUAAGUGUUGGUGGAUGCUCAUGAGUUCCUUCCACUAUGCAACCCCGCAAAUACAGAUAAGCAGCUCAAAGGGUGUGUCUGUGACCUAGGUUGAACACGGCUGUGGUCUAGGGUUAACACGGCUGCCCGAACUGUUCUUUUUACCCCAAAACAUGCAUGCCCUUUAUUUCAUUAUCAUCAUCAUCAAAAUCAUCAUCAUCAUCAUAAUAAUUAUUAUAUUGCACUUUGACAAAUUUAUGAUUGGAAAAUGGUCUGCCCUUUUCCAUAUCACACAUUUCAGAGGUGGUGUGAAAAAACACCCUCCCUGAUAAUAUAUUUAUCUCAAGAUAUGGAGAACUGGUCAACUUUUGUUUCUUUUAUUUUUUAAAAAAGGCCAAUUUCUUUUCUUUUUUUCUUUUUUCCUCCAAGAUGACCAUUGUAAACAUUGUACAGUUUUUCUUUCCAUGCUGUCAUUCUGUUAUAAAGGAUUCAAACUAUCAUUUGCAAUGUACGUCUCCGUUUAUUCCUCGGGCACCAGAGUUUUAUCACUCUAGCGCAUUUUUCAAAUACUAUGAUGUCUUUGUAGUGCAGUGGACAAAGAACGGUGUGUCUGUAUUGUCCUCACCAAAAUAUGUUGGUGCUUGCAAUCAGCCAAGAAAAGCGUGCAAAGCAAAUUAAAAACUGAUGCUCUGAA
Messenger RNA from Electrophorus electricus (electric eel), 4427 nucleotides. It is a transcript of the gene marchf2, whose product is annotated as membrane-associated ring finger (C3HC4) 2. Gene Ontology annotation, molecular function: zinc ion binding; ubiquitin-protein transferase activity. Gene Ontology annotation, biological process: protein ubiquitination. The record is from RefSeq and is a predicted model, not a curated record. Lineage: Eukaryota; Metazoa; Chordata; Actinopteri; Gymnotiformes; Gymnotidae.